AUGACCUUGCUGGAGGAGCCUCCUGCCUUCAAUCUCACUGAGACCGAUCGCCAAGUCCUCGCUCAAACCGACGAGGAGUUCGAGUAUCAUGAUUGGGAGGCCCUCAAAGAUAUCAUUGCACGAAAUGACCUCGGCGUGUUGAAGCGGAAACCGUCCGAUCUUAUCCGAUACCUGGCUUGGGCCAAGGACAUUAAGACCCAGUAUGGGUCUAUCACUGCAUAUAUCUGUCUGCAUCGCCUUCAUUGGCAUUUGCCGGAUCCUACUGCCAACGGCGGUACUGGGGAAGCCAAUAGUGGGCCGGUCUUCCCCUUCAAUAACCCGAUCCCAUUUGCCGACCCCUCCGACUACAAGAUCCUUCGCAAUGACUGGCCAUAUGGGUGGACACCAGGGAUCUCUCAUCUGAUCGUGUGGCUGAAAACUCCAGUAUCUGUCCACGGGGAAGAUGGCGAUGUAACUGAAGAGUCUCGAUCACUGAUCGAAAGAUUUGUACAGAAAACCUUUGUGGAUCGUCUGGCAAGAGAGAGGGAUCGAUUUAGAGAUCCGUGGGCUCAUGUGCUGUGGUUUAAAAACUGGACUGCGCUGCAGAGUGUGAGGAGCUUGGAGCACAUACAUGUCCUUCUGAAGGAUGUUCCUGAAUACAUUAUUCGUGAGUUGACGGGGGAGGAUGCUAGACACCUUGGUUUGGACCUGGGAAAGCCAUCAUAG
Aspergillus tanneri is the source of this 705-nucleotide messenger RNA. RefSeq names its product GIG1 family protein. Gene Ontology annotation, cellular component: cytoplasm. Gene Ontology annotation, biological process: N-acetylglucosamine metabolic process. The record is from RefSeq and is a predicted model, not a curated record. Lineage: Eukaryota; Fungi; Ascomycota; Eurotiomycetes; Eurotiales; Aspergillaceae. The transcript is spliced from 2 exons. The coding region runs from base 1 to 705 and encodes 234 amino acids.